Messenger RNA from Ostertagia ostertagi, 1275 nucleotides. NCBI's taxonomy places the organism in Eukaryota, Metazoa, Nematoda, Chromadorea, Rhabditida, Trichostrongylidae. The record is from the annotation of a GenBank genome assembly.
AUGACAGAGAUAGAAAUAGCCAUCGUCGAUAAUGAUAUUUACGAAGAGGACGAGCAGUUUUUGGUCCGACUGUCACAGGUCCGCGCCCAUUCACCGUCACAGUUCACACCCAUUCCCGUUCGUCUUGGAGCAGCUUCCACCGCCACGGUACUCAUAGUUGACGAUGACCAUGCUGGAGCAUUCGGUUUUGCUUCAGAGAAGUUCAAAGUAGUGGAAAGCGCAGGAGAAUUUGUCGCCGAGAUUAUUCGAACCCGUGGAGCUCGUGGUGAGGUGUCAAUUCCAUACAAGACAGUGGACGGACAAGCAAAAGCCGGUGCCGAUUAUGAGCAUCAGGAAGGCAUGAUCCGUUUUGAGGACGAACAGAUCAAGGCUGAGAUUCACAUACCGAUUGUCAACGACGAUGAAUACGAGAAAAGUGAGGAAUUCUUCAUCGAGCUAGGCGAGCCGGUUUGGCAUCGGGAAAUCGAAGAUGGGGAGGAAGGACUAGAGGGUCGACCAGUGUUAUCGCUGAGUCGCUGCAAGGUGGUGAUCACCGAAGACAAGGAGUUCAAGAAUUUCGUCGAUAGAAUGCUCACCAACGCAAACACAUCAAUCAUGGUAGGCACAAGCAGUUGGAAGCAGCAAUUCAACGAGGCCAUCACCAUCGAAGAAGACGAAGAUGGCAAUAUCACACUGAAGGAGAAGAUUAUGCAUUAUGUUUCUCUUCCAUGGAAAGUUCUAUUUGCUUUGAUACCACCAACUGACUACUACAACGGCUGGCUGUGCUUCUUUUUUGCCAUCGUUAUGAUUGGUCUACUAACAGCGGUCAUCGGCGAUUUAGCAUCACAUUUCGGCUGCACGGUAGGAAUGAAGGACGCAGUGACAGCUAUCUCACUCGUCGCAAUGGGAACCAGUACACAUUUGCGUCGAAGACGGCGGCCAUACAGGACAGCUGGGCUGACAGCUCUAUUGGCAAUGUCAACGGGUUCCAAUGCUGUCAACGUGUUCCUGGGUAUUGGAAUUGCGUGGGCGAUCGCAGCCUGCGUCCAUGCGUGGAAUGGCACCAGAUUUAUGGUACAAACCGGUUCGUUGGCGUUUUCGGUGACAAUGUUCAUCAUUGGCUCCGUCAUCUGUAUCGCUGUACUACAAUAUCGACGGUUUAGCAAGACAAUCGCAGGCGAACUGGGUGGUCCUGUACGGCUCAAGUACAUCAGCUCAGCGGUAUUCGUACUCGUCUGGAUCGCAUAUCUCACACUCAGCACACUAGAAGCUUACUGCAUAAUUCCUGGAUUUUGA